GACGGUGCCGCGGUGCGCGCGGCUGUUGCGGGUCCCUCAGAGCGCCCCGGCCGCCCCCGCCAUGCCGCGCCCCCGGGACCCGGAGGUGGCGGCGGUCCCCGCCGUCCUCUACAGCUACUGCAGCCUCCCGCGCACCCUGCCCGCCCGCCCCAAGUACCGGCCGCCGCUGGACGCCGCCGAGCCAGGAAAGGAGCCUGUUCGUUACAGCAACCUGAUGUACGACCCGAGAGUGGUGCGCGGCAACACUUACGCCCUUGAAGUCGUACCUGUGAGUACCCCACCCACUCCCUUUGAGAUUCAAAGGCAAAAGGAAGCAUGGAAAAGAGCACUGGCUAGGAAGCGUGCAAAAGAGCAAAUGCGACCCAAAGCACCUGAGCCUGUGGAAGGCAGAGAGCACGUUCAGGUGCAGACAGAACUGUAUUUGGAAGAGAUUAGCGAUCGGGUAAUCGAAGUUGAUGUAGAGUGUCAAACAGAUGCAUUUUUGGACAGACCACCAAGUCCGUUCUUCGUACCAGCCAAAACGGGAAAAGAUGUGGCCACACAAUUAGCAGGAGAGUUGUUUGACUUUGACAUUGAAGUCAAGCCGAUCCUGGAAGUGCUGAUUGGGAAAACGGUUGAGCAAGCUUUGCUGGAAGUCAUGGAGGAGGAAGAGCUGGCCCAGCUGUGGGCACAUCAGCGUGCCUAUGCAGAGCUGCGCAACGCAGAGCUUGCUGAAGUACAGCGCUUGGAAGAGCAGGAUAGGCGAUACAGGGAGGAGAAGGAACGUCGCAGACGCCAGCACAUGCAAAUGCUGAAGAAACAGAAAGAGACUGCAGAGAAAAUUGCAGCUCAGGCAUUUGCUAAGCAUUACUUGGCUGAUCUUAUUCCCUCGGUCUUCAACAAUCUUCGUGAGGGUGGAUUUUUUUAUGACCCUAUAGAAAGAGAUAUUGAGACAGAAUUCCUUCCAUGGCUGAUGACAGAAGUAGAAGAAGAACUAGAGGGGAAGGUUCUGGCAAGGAUAAUGCUUGACUCUUUGAUUCGUACAGUUGUUGAAAACCGCUUAGAAGCAUUUAGCCGUCAACCUCCGUCUGAUCAGCCAGAGGCACCUGCUGAAGAGCCCCAGCCACCAGAAGAGCCUCAGGCAGCAGAAGAGCCCCAGCCAACAGAAGAGCCCCACCCACCAGAUGAGCCCAAGCCAAGAGAUGCAGAACCCCAGAUGGCUGGUGAGACUGAUGCUGCUGACCAACCAGUCACAGAGAAAGAGGAGACUGACCAACCUGUUACUGAGCAACAGUCUUCACAACGCAUGUCUUUCCAGUUAGAAUUGGAAUAAGCAAGCACAGAAGACUUGGAAACUGAGUAACAAGCAGGCAAGUCAUCAAGUAAAUGGAGAUUAAUAUCUUAGAAGCAAUGAAUUCUUAUUGGUUUACAAGUAUUGUGCCCUAGCCAUGACGAAGGAUGAACCUAAGCAACAGUAGAGGAUUAAGGCAAGUUUUCCAUAGGCUGACAUUGCUGAUUUCAGACUGUAAGAAUCAACAGAGAGAGAUUACUGGGCAAUAAAUGUCAGUGACAUUCUAUCCCCUUCUACACAAUCCAAUCCAUCAAAAAACUGGGACAUUUACAGUUGAAAAGUAAUGCUGUCGCACAUCCUGUGCCAGAAGGUCAUGAGGAGGACAUAGAAAGCAUCCUAGUUACCUUUGCAAAUGCUUUGAUAACGUUCUCAGAACACAAUUUCCAUACUUUCCCUAUUUUGAAAAGUAGCUACUACAGCACUUAAAUUUCUUUUCACUCAUGUUAGUAUCUCCUUUCCUGACAAACUUGGAUGGGAAUCUCAGCAGGUAAUAGAGCGAAAGCUGCUGUUCCUGAAGCUCUGUAGGUUCAGAGUUGUCUGCCACUGGGGAUUUCUGCCAGUGCAAAAUCCUCCUCAGCUUCCUGACUCCCAGAGCAUUGGUGAGGGGCUGGAGCCACAUGCGCAGUGUUCUUUCUAAUCAUCCUUUCCUGCUGGUUCACUGCAAUGCUAUCAUCCAUGACAGACAAAAUGCACCUGCACUGCCA
This is a messenger RNA of Strigops habroptila (Kakapo), 2034 nucleotides long. It is a transcript of the gene RSPH3, whose product is annotated as radial spoke head 3. Gene Ontology annotation, cellular component: cilium. The record is from RefSeq and is a predicted model, not a curated record. Lineage: Eukaryota; Metazoa; Chordata; Aves; Psittaciformes; Psittacidae. The transcript is spliced from 8 exons. The coding region runs from base 62 to 1312 and encodes 416 amino acids.